Molecule: messenger RNA, 387 nt
Organism: Adineta steineri
Lineage: Eukaryota; Metazoa; Rotifera; Eurotatoria; Adinetida; Adinetidae
Source: the annotation of a GenBank genome assembly
AUGACACAGCCUAGUAUAUCCAUGUUUGCUUUAUAUCUACGAAUGUUAAUUGUAUUCUUUGUAUUAAUCAUUUGUAUUAAUAAUAAUUAUGUAUUGGCAAAUGAUCAAAUAACUUUGAUUAAUGAUAACAAUGAUGAUCAAUUAACGGAUGUAGAAGAUUCCAUGUCUGAAAAUAUUGAAUUAGUUCGACGUGGCGUUUGGUCUCGUUUAUUUCGUACCGAAGUUAAUCCAGCACGCCUUGAUAGUCGUUCCAGUUAUUCUCCAACAUCACUUAAUUAUGCUUCUUCAUCAGGUCCAAUUCAUAUUAUACCAUUUGAUAAACGUACAAUUCCGAUUGAGCUUCAAAAAGCACUUUACGCUCAUGGAAUUGUAGGUCGGCGUCGUUGA